AUGUGCAUGGCAGAGUCGAUGCAAUUCUGUAUCUACCAGACAUCCGACAACACAGGAGAGAGGUGUGUUGCAGACUCAAUUUAAUAAAUGCAAUUAUCGGGGCCUAUUCAGUGAUUUUCCAUGAAGUGACCACUUUUACAUAUAGUUUAAAUGCACGAAUCAUGCAGGAAAAUUAUUUAUACAUUCAAAUGUGCUGUAGAGGUAUAAUCAAUUGGACAGCGUGUUUGUUUGAUAUUAUGUUUGUCUCUCAUUUGAUCAGAUUGCUUUACCCUGAGGUAAAAUUGAUCAAAUGGGUCCAGUGCAAGACGUGCAGGGGCUGGCUGCAUCAGGAUUGUGCUGGGAUGGAAAUGGAGCCGUUUGACUGCGGGUGCGAGGACUCCAUUGAGCGUCCUCGGUAUAACAUAAUUUAUCAAGGAAACAUAGUAUCAGUCAAAAAUACGAGGCUCAAAGGAUGAAAAAAUGAGGGCUUGCUCUUUUUCUUAUUUCUCUGCAGGAUCAAGGAUGCUGUUGACAGUGGAGGAAUUCAUGCUGUCUUUUCUAAGACACAGAUCAAGGUUGCUUUUGAAUGCACUAUCAGUUGUUAAAGCCACCGUUUCUUUUUCAGAUGAUUACAUUUUUGUCUCUUGCUCUUUGGUUUCAGACAUUACAUGAUGAUCUCCUGUCUGGAAAGCUCCGCUCCAACCGGAUUUUCCUUUGGAGGAAUCCCGCCACCUCACUCCGACUGAAGCAGCACCUCAAGAUAAGGACAUUAAGUUGGAGUGAGCAGCGCGUAAGUAAAAAUGCCAUCCAUCAUGAGUAUUUUUACUCUCAGGGGUGUUACAUUUGAAAGGUGUUUACUUUGUGUGUUUUUCUUCAAUAGAUGUUCAAGCUCCUGCGGUUCAUUGAGGUGGCAACAAAAAUUUCUAAAAAAAUAAAGAGAGGCGAGAUUCAUCUGCUUGAUUUCGUUUUUGACGUCAUGCUCCCAGAGGUGAGUAGAUCAAACUAUAUAGCUUGCUUUGAAAAUUGAUGAUAUUGUUAAGAGGUUGUUCUUAUUCAUUUGGAAAGCUCAAGAACAACAAUUAACCCAUACUGCAUAACUUCAAUUGUUCACAUUAUUUGACUGUUUUUCAGCUUUUGAUCAAAGCACUGAAGGAGCAUGGCAUCAACCGGUUCAGAGCAGAGCUGAUGAUGGCCGGUGGCAACGCGUUUUAA
Molecule: messenger RNA, 1191 nt
Organism: Xyrichtys novacula (pearly razorfish)
Lineage: Eukaryota; Metazoa; Chordata; Actinopteri; Labriformes; Labridae
Source: the annotation of a GenBank genome assembly